AAACUAGUUAACAUAAUAUCGAUAGUUGCCACCAAAUUUCAAUGUUUCAUCUCUAUAUAACUUUUGCCGCGAAAUUACUAUAAAAACAAGAAAGUUGUUAAACAUUAAAUAAAUAAUCAUUUCAAUGGCUACAAAACGAGUUUUGUCGCCUUCCAAAGAAGAAAAUUCGAAUUCUCACAACUGCUCACUAAAGAAAUUUAAACCAUUGGAUGAGUUCACGGGACUGGAUAAUAAUGACUGGGACACAAGCGUCUUUGAUUUUGAUUUAGCGGUGGAAAGUGCUUUGGAGUCUGUCUCCGAGCACUGCUUGGACCUCAGCCAAUGGCAGCGCUGUCAGGUGGAGCAGGUAGAAUGGAUGCCAAAUUCCAAAGAGUUUAAGCUCUUGGUCAAAAAGUGCUCUCGCACUGAUGAGCGGCCAGAAACAGCCUUGUGCCACUUGCAGACUCCAUGGACCUCCAUGCGUCUGAAAGUGGGCGACACUGUAUCCCUUUUGGCCAAAUGGCACUCAUCGUUAGGCGCCCAUUUAGUAAACAAGGACUAUGGUUUCUGUGUCGCCCACCCAGAUUUACUGAUUUCUGCAACCACACUCACCGGCUCACUAUUUUGUCGACGGAAAUCGGUAAUCCAGGAGAGAUUUCGUGGUCUGGAUGCAGGAAGUUCCGUUAUGGUCAUUGGCACUUUGGUUCACGAACUGCUGCAGAACGUACUUGUUGGGAAGCUCUCCACCAAGGAUGACCUGCAGUUGGCUCUCCAGAAAAUGCUGAGCAGCUCGUCAUUGGUCCAUCUGCUGUAUGCCAACAACCUAAGCCAGGCAGAGGUAGAAUUGCAGCUUCGCACAUUCUUAGAUCCUAUUUCCCGGUUUGUUUCCCAUUAUAUAAACGGUGAAGCUCCUGACAGAUUUCCUUCAGAAGCCUUCCAGGGACGCAUCCAGGAGAUUCGUGAUAUCGAGGAGAACCUUUGGGUGCCUCAGUUGGGGCUGAAGGGAAAAGUGGACGUCUCAGUAAGAGUCAAGAGUCCCAAUCAAACGGAGAAGACUAUUCCGUUGGAGCUAAAAACUGGAAGAGCUAGUUUCUCCAUGGAGCACAAAGGACAGCUGCUUCUCUAUGAGCUCAUGCAUUCGGUACUGGGCAAGGAUACCCAGUCUGGCCUGCUUUUGUACAUCAGGGAGGGACUCCUGCGAGAGGUGCCCAGCAGCAGAAACGAGCAAAGGGAUUUGGUACUACUACGUAAUGAUCUAGUUUAUUGGUUGACGCGAGAGGUGUCUACUGGUUUGGAAAACACUGAUCCUCUGCCGCAGCUGCAGCUGCCGGAACCUAUAUACCAUCACAGCGCAUGUGGUAACUGCGCCUACAACACGAUAUGUUCCAGUUUUGCUCAAAGUGAUAAUAAACUUGAGCUUAAUGAAUCGCAUCCUAUUAAAAAGCUCAUGCCGCAGCUGCUGAGUCACCUUUUGCAACGCGAUCACGACUAUGUACAUCAUUGGUGCAGUGUGCUGGCACUUGAAGAGCAACACAAUCGCCAAUCCAACCAAUUUGCUCCUUUUUGGACAGAAGAUGCGCGCAUUAGGCAAAAACAAGGCCGGGCCAUGGGUCAUUUGAAACUAAGGAGUGGUCAAUUGGUUGACAUGAAAGGAGGACGUUUUAAGCAGAGCUUGGAGCUUAACGAGGAAGCAGAUUUAAGUCUGGAUUUAAGACUAAGUGGGUUUGACUUGGACGAAUAUGUGGUGGUCAGCUCCAGUUCCCGCCUGGCCGUCGCAUCUGGCUUUAUAGAUUUGUUGGAAAAGCGGCACUUGGUGUUAAGGCUGGAUCGUGAUCUCAGUAAGACGUAUGAAGGAGAAACUUUUAUUGUGGACAAAAACGAAUCUCAGAACUUUUCUACUUUUAAUUACACUAAUUUGGGUUUGCUUCUCUCUGACGAACCCCGGUUCCAGAAGCUCCGAGAAAUCGUAGUGGCGAAAAUACCUCCAACGCAAAGUAAGAUUCUGCCUGCCCUUAUAUUAACAAAAGGGGCCAAAAUGCUCUUAGCGCUAAACAAAAUUCAAAGAGCUGCGGCGUUAAGAGCUCUAACUACCAGUAGCCAUCUUUUGAUCAAAGGUCUUCCUGGCACUGGAAAAACACAGACUUUGGUUUCCUUGGUUCGUGUGCUUCAUCUUCUCGGCAAGAGUGUGCUAAUCACAGCCCAUACCCACUCGGCUGUAGAUAAUCUACUGUUGCGUUUGUUGCCUUUUAAUUUGCCUUUGAUGCGCCUUGGCUCCAAUUCGCGGAUUCAUCCGCAGCUGGAAGAAAUAAGUGAAGCGCGGCUUACACAGGACUGCACUUCUGUCGAGGAAUUGGCAAAAGUUUUGGAGCAGCCUUCAAUUGUAGGUGUGACCUGUUUAGGAACCAGCCAUGCUCUUUUCCAAAGAAGGAACUUUGAUUACUGCAUCGUGGAUGAAGCUACACAAGUGUUGCAACCAACCGUCCUUCGGCCGCUGAGCUUCUGUAGCAAAUUCGUCCUCGUUGGUGAUCCGAAACAGUUGCCACCAGUGAUUCGCUCCAGCGAAGCUCGGCAAAGAGGUGCAGAGGAAACGCUCUUUCACAGACUCGAUUCACAGGAGGCCACGGCAGUCUUAAGUCUGCAAUAUCGGAUGAAUAAGACCAUAACCAGACUGGCCAAUGAGCUUACCUACGCUGGACAGUUGCAGUGUGCCUCGGAAACAGUUUCUGGAGCACGUUUGCAGCUUCAACCUUCAAUAAAAGCACCAAAGUGGGUCCAAAAAGUUUUACAAACCCAUCUGGAUCAAGCAGUCUUUUUUAUCAACACAGGAGACUGCCUGGAACGCUGUGAAAAGCUUAUUAACGCUUGCAUGAUGACCACUAGUUCCUUCAUCGAUCAAAAAUAUGAAGACCAAGGAGAGAAACCGAAAAACAAGUGCAAAAAGCGCGUUUCUAAGUACGCCAACGUUUGUGAGGCUGGGGUUGUGAUGCACCUACUUCGUUACUUACUUAAAUCUGGAUUCGAUGCCUCCCAAAUUGGAGUAAUAGCUCCAUACCGCGCCCAAGUGGAACUCGUAAAGAAGCUAGUCUCCAAAUUGGACCCCAUCCUUGAAUGCAACACUGUCGAUCAGUACCAAGGCAGGGACAAGGACCUUAUUAUCUACAGCUGUUCCAAAACGGGAAGCAGAGUCCUCGAUAUGGAGCGUUCAAGAGAGUCGGAAAUCCUGGAAGAUCAGCGUCGUUUGACCGUGGCUAUCACCAGAGCCAAGUGUAAGCUAAUUUUAAUGGGCGACAUUAAAUGCUUGGAGCAAUAUGGUCCCUUCAGGGAACUCUUUAAGCACAUACCGGAGCGGUGUCGCCUUAAAUUGCAAGAUGGUCAUUAUGAUUUUGCCUGGCACCAAAUUUCAGAAGAGCUGGAUUUUAUUUAAAAGGUAAAUUUUUAUUUUAAUUAAAAAAAAAUGAUAAAACAGUAUAUUUUUUAUAGUAGCUAAGUUAUUUUAUUUUAUUUUUUAGAUUUUAUUUAAAAGGUUAAUUUAUUUAUUGUUAAUUUUAUAUUAAUUGUAAACAAAAAAUUUUAACACUUCGCUUGUUUGCAUAAUAAACCUGAAAAGUAAAUAAAGAAUAUUGUUUUUUGGUACAUAGCCGC
This is a messenger RNA of Drosophila ananassae, 3621 nucleotides long. RefSeq names its product DNA replication ATP-dependent helicase/nuclease DNA2 (gene Dna2). The record is from RefSeq and is a predicted model, not a curated record. Gene Ontology annotation, molecular function: single-stranded DNA helicase activity; 5'-flap endonuclease activity. Lineage: Eukaryota; Metazoa; Arthropoda; Insecta; Diptera; Drosophilidae. The transcript is spliced from 3 exons. Gene Ontology annotation, cellular component: cytoplasm. Gene Ontology annotation, biological process: replication fork reversal. The coding region runs from base 125 to 3403 and encodes 1092 amino acids.